AUGGGUCGCCGAAGCCACGAAGCAGGAUGCGAGGGGUUCCUACCGUCUAGUCCGCGGGUGCGAGUUAGCGUUUCGCUGCUCUCUUUUGCACUACUCACACCCCCUUCGCUUCUGCUUCAGGGCACCCCACCUUUGCGACUACCAGCGAUACUUCUCUCAGCACCUUCCGCACCCCCUAGCCAAUGUGCGCUCGCGCCGACCGACAAGCGCUCUUUCCUUGACUCCCCCAUACCGAGCGAGCUGCCCUCACUUUCCCACCUCUCUACCGAACAGGACCGGGACGAGGCAAUCCUUGACGUCUCCGCCUUCAGUGUAGAGGGCUUCCCCGACUUCAAACUCGACCUCGAGUGCCUUUCCCCUCCACCGUCGCCGCCUAGUCCGCUUCUGGCGCUGACAGGCGGACAGGGCUACGGAUACCUCCCCUCCAUUCCACCCUCAUCGCGCGGCUCGGGCUCCUUCUCUGCUGAGCGCUACCCGGCCGACUCAGCCCCGCCGCGGCUCAGUUUCGGCGGUGAAGGGUUUGGAACCAUGCCGGGCGGAUCGUGGACCGUGUCGCGCUACGUUGGACGGGGAACCCCGAUCGACCGCAGUCGGCGCUCGCAAUGGGCGGAUGGAGAGCAAGAUGAAAGUGAUGUGGAUGAGCAGGGGGUGUUGUUUCAAGCUCGCGCGACCUCGAUGGACUCCACAUUCCCCCCCUCGAAUUCGAAUGGUGGCUCGCAGCGCUCCGUAUCGCCGCUUGGGUACUCGGACUACGUCUCAUCCCCCGCUGACACGAACACGACAAAGAAAGGGAAGGCCCACACAUUUUCCCCCGCGCGAUCAAAGCGCUAUGGCUUCAUCAAUAGCACUGCGAAUGGCGGACGGGCGAGGUCGGCGAGCGCUAGAGCACAACCUUAUUCUGAGCAGGGUUAUGCGCAAGCUCGCGCUGAUUUGACUGCGCCGCUUCCUGAGAGCAAGAAAAUCAAGGUUCCAGGCCUCCAUUCCGAGCCAUCGGCGGAGUGGGCGGAGGCGAUGCGUGCUGCGAUUGGAGUUUCAACUGUGCAAGGCACACAUCGUUCUGCCCAUGCGUCUUCGCCGAACCACGAGAACUACAGCGCUGCCCGUUUGGAAGACGAGUUGGAGGAUGUCCCGCUCGGUUCACUCACGCGCCGCGAGACUCAACCCACCGGUAACGGCCAUCAGCAGCUUCACGGCCUAUCGUUCCCGUGGCUCGACACGAGCAUCCAGCCGCUUCCGAGCCUGCGCGGCGCGAGCACCGAUACUGGCGAUGUGCGGCCUCUUUCGGAAGGCCGGGCCGGCGCGGAACCGGGGGCGGCGAAGGAGGGCACGGAGGCGAGCGCGAGCGUUUACUCAUGCGAGUCGUCGCCCAGGGAAGACACCGGCCCGGCGCCGGUGGUGGGCACCCCCGCUGAUGGAGUUCUGCCCCAGCGCAGCGUGCGGACGAGGCGCACUGGCAGGGGGCGGGCAAGGGAGUGGUGGCGCCGCGUGUGGAGCCGGUGGCGCGGGGCUGUGCGGCGGGUUAGGAAGAGGAGGGCCGAGGAUGGGAAGGGGAAGUUGAGUAACGGCGAAGAGGUGGCGUUGGUGCGGGGGUGA
Messenger RNA from Mycena indigotica, 1593 nucleotides. RefSeq lists its product as uncharacterized. The transcript has 2 exons. Bases 1 to 1593 code for a protein of 530 amino acids. The record is from RefSeq and is a predicted model, not a curated record. NCBI's taxonomy places the organism in Eukaryota, Fungi, Basidiomycota, Agaricomycetes, Agaricales, Mycenaceae.